Molecule: messenger RNA, 1905 nt
Organism: Plasmodium adleri (nom. inval.)
Lineage: Eukaryota; Apicomplexa; Aconoidasida; Haemosporida; Plasmodiidae
Product: Plasmodium exported protein (PHISTb), unknown function
Exons: 2
Coding region: 1-1905 (634 amino acids)
Source: RefSeq, a predicted model, not a curated record
AUGAGACAAUUUAAAGAUUCUAAUUUUAUUAACCCUACACGUUUAUUAAAUAAAAAUUACUUAAACUGUAAAACUUGUAUUAUAUAUUCUUUUGAUAAUGAAGAAAAACACCAAAAAAAAAUUAAAUCAUUUUUUAAUUCAUUGUUUUCUAAACGUUUUGGUAUAUCUAUUCUUGGAAUAAUAUACGUAAUCUCAAUGAAUGGAUUUUCCAGUAACAAUAAUAUUUUAUCAAAUAUAAAAUGUAAUAAUACAUAUUCCAGAAUUUUAAUUGAAACACAACCUCUUGCUUCUAAUGAAAAUGUGGUAAUAACUCCAAAUAAAUUUUUUACCAAUAUUAAUAUUGCACCUAAAAGGCUAGGAGAUAAAUUAUCUAUUGAAGAUGCAUUCGGAGAAGUAGAUAGAAAAUUAACAGAUUCUCAUAACAAAUUACAAAAAAACAUAAAUAAACAUGGAUUGUGGAAUAAUCAUACGAGUCUUACUUUUGGUCAUGCAUGUUCACUACUUGAUAGUAAUAGUACUGAGCAAGAAAUAAAUAAAAAUAUAGAUCAAUUAAUAACUGAUCGUAUAAAUAAUAAACAAAAAAUGUAUAGUUUAUGGUGGGAUGUCAUGAAGAAUGAAAAAAAAAAAUAUAAUUUAAAAACAAAAUAUUUAUAUAAACAUCAUGAAAAAUUAAUACAAAAAUAUAAAAACAUUGAUCAGAACAUAGCAGAAAUACAAUGGAAAGAAUGUAGAAAAUACAUUAUCUUAGCUAGAGUAGAGUAUGAAAAAUAUAUAAAUAAUAUUUUCUGUAAAUGGAUUAAUAAACCUACAACCAAAUCAUCCAUAUUUAAAAAAAUUGUAAAUAAAAAUAGAACACUAUGGAAAAUGUUAACUGAUUAUGUUAUACAAACAUAUUCAGAAUCUAUGACCCACUCAUAUGAACAUAUUAGUCAAGAUAUUCAUAAUAAAAAUCAAAUGCAUCCAACACAUAUAAACAAAGAAAAAUAUAAAAACUAUGUAUCAACCACACUAAGAACUUCUCAAAGAGAUAAUUUAUCCUUACUAUAUAAUUAUGAACAAUUUUUUCAAGAUAUACCAUAUUUUGAUUUAGAUGCAUUGGAUAAUAUAGAAGAAGAAACAGAACCUAUUGAAGAUGUACAAGAAAUAGAAGAAAAAAAAGAAAUAAAUGAAAUGCGCACAGAUUUUGAGGAAAUACAAUUUAUCAUAAAAGCAGAAGAAAAAAUUAGGUUACUAGAAGAAUCACUAUAUAAACCCUUACCACCUUUAAUUGAAAAAGAAGAACAAAAAUAUGACAUAGAAAAGCAUAACAUAGUAUCAAAAAAAACAGCAGUUGAAACUAAACAGGAAAUAGUUCAUGAAGAACAAACAAAUGAACAAUCAAUACAAUCAAUACAACCGAUCCUUCAAUCUGAACAAACAAUAGAAGAAGAAAAACAAUCUGACGUAAAAUUAACAGAACCUGUUAUUCAAUCAGUAAAUCUCGAUUUAGAAUUAGAAGAUCCCAUAACUGAAACUGAUCAAUCAAUGAUCCAAACGGUACAAUUAGCUGUUGAUUCUGAACAACCAACAUUAGAAACUGCUCAAGAUGUACUUGAAGCAACAAGAGAAGCAAUUCGUACAAUACAAGAUGCAGUAAAGGUAAUAACAGAAGUUCUUAGAGAAACACAAAAUUUAGUUAAAGAAUUACAACCAAUAUCGGAUCAAAUACAUAGAAGAAUCAUAUAUAUAGAACCGCAUAUUACAAUCAAACAAGCUACUAAUAUCAUACAAUCUUCAAUCACAAAAACGCAAGAACUAGUUCAGGGCGUACAAGCAAUAAUAAAUAAAAAUAAUGAAGAAAAUGAAGAAGAUGAAGAAGAUGAUGACAUAUUUGAAGAUGCUUUAGAAGAACUUCCAGACGAUUAA